Molecule: messenger RNA, 1836 nt
Organism: Saprolegnia parasitica CBS 223.65
Lineage: Eukaryota; Oomycota; Saprolegniomycetes; Saprolegniales; Saprolegniaceae
Exons: 1
Coding region: 31-1770 (579 amino acids)
Biological process (GO): amino acid transport; transmembrane transport
Cellular component (GO): membrane
Molecular function (GO): amino acid transmembrane transporter activity
Source: RefSeq, a predicted model, not a curated record
UUUUUCAAUCGUCCCGCUCGCAUCCACACCAUGGGUCUUCUCACGGCCAUGUUCCGCACCAAACCCAUCGCGGUCAUUGACGCAGAAGAGCGCAAGGAAGAGCUGCCGCGCGAACUCGGGCUCGUCGAUCUCAUCCUCAUCGGCGUCGGGUCCACGGUCGGGUCCGGUGUCUUUGCGACGACCGGCGACAUCAUUAGCCAGACAGCGGGCGCCGCGGCUUUUCUCUCGUGGCUCAUUGCUGGCUUCUCGUGCAUCCUCAACGGCUUUGCGUACAUGGAGAUGAGUUCGCUCGUGCCGUCGUCCGGCUCGACGUACGCCUACUCGUACUACGGCCUCGGCGAGCUCCCGGCCGUCGUCGCCGGCUGGCUCUUGACACUCGAGUACGGCAUUUGCUCGGCGGGCGUCGCGCGCUCGUGGGCGGAUAAAGUCCACGAGUGGGUCAAAGAAGGCCUUCCAGAGGGCUCGACGUCGGCCAACUGGCUCAACGAUUCGCACGCGAGCUUCCUCGGCGCCCUCUGCAUGGCGGUCUGCGUUGCCAUUGUCCUCGUCGGAAUCAAGUUUGGCAAGCAUUUCAUCAACGUCGUGACGACGAUCAAGGUCAGCGUUGUCCUCUUCAUCAUCAUUGUCGGCUUCAUCGCGACGCAACCCGAGAACUUCACGCCGUUCGUGCCACCGGUGGUCCCCGCGACCGCUGACUCGGCCGCGCAAUUUGGAGUCCAAGGCGUCAUGCUCGGCGCAUCCCAGGCGUUCUUUGGCUACACGGGGUUUGACGAAGUCUGCUGCAUGGCCGCCGAGGCCAAGAACCCGCGCAAGACGGUCCCGCGCGCGGUCAUUGGUGUCAUCCUCGGCACGAUGUUCCUUAGCUCGUUUGCGUCGCUCGCGCUCUCGGGCAUGAUGCCAUACGACGCGAACCCGCCGAAUGGUUUUUACUUUUCCGCGGGCUUCCAGUACCAAGGCUACAACUGGGCGGGCACGAUCGUGCACAUUGGCGAGGUCUGCACCAUGCCGAUCGUCGUCCUCGUCGGGUUUCUCGCGCAGCCGCGCGUCUUGUAUGCGAUGGCGGUUGACGGCCUCUGCCCGCCCAUCUUUGGCAAGGUCGACAAGAAGGGCAACCUCUUCUGGAACACGUUGAUCACUGGCGUCUUCUUCACCAUCAUUGCGCUCCUCGUGCCGUUCGACUACCUCUGGAACUUGGUCUCGCUCGGUAUCCUGGUCGGCUUCAACAUGACCAACUCGGCGCUGAUUUUGGUCCGGACCCGCGAGUCGGCGCCAACGAUAGCGUACAAGCUGACCGGCGCGCUGGUGGCUGUCUCGCUCGCCUCGAUGUUCCUCUUCCAGAAGGGCUACGUGAUUGCAACCGAGCCCGCGACCGGAUACCUCAUCGCGUCGAUGGUGCUCCUCGCGGCCGUCGUCGCCAUCACGUUUGGAAUUUACUUUCUUUGCCCCCAGAACGUCGGGGCGCCCGACAUGUACCGGUCGCCGCUCGUGCCGUUCGUACCGGCGCUCGCCAUCACGUGCAACUGGUACCUCAUUGCGCAAAUGGGCGCGCGGGACAUUGGUCUCUGCUGCGGCUGGGUCGGCCUCGCGAUCCUCUCGUACUUUGUCUAUGGCCACCGGUACAGCGAGGGCCAAAACGGCUGGGCCGCGAUGCUCCACCACGAGUACACGGGGCUCAACUCGGUGCGCCCGUCGCUCACAAGUCAGAUUGUCGGCGAGAAGAAGGAGUCCAUCCUCGGACUCAAGCUCCAAGUGGCAAAUUCGUCCAAGUAAAAUCAGUGGUCUAGUGUUUCUUCGUUUAAAAUUGCCAACGCUAACGACAUGUAUGCGUCCUACUCG